AUGUGUACAUUGCUGCCAGUCAGUGAGCUAUUUCUGGCUGUAGUUUGGCAAGAGAACAGUGAUAGUCAGCCACUGUAAUUAAGAAGACAAACAUGCGUUGAGCGGAAGAGACUUCAUUGUCAGACACGUGGAAGACUAUGCAUAUUACGCUUGUCUUCAUUGUUUGUGUGUGUCUAGCUGCCUCCAUCUCCGGGGUCCCGAGCUGUGUGAUGACCACACAGAGACCUGAGGGGCCUGGUGUUCGUCUGAUGUGUAACUUCUCUCAGUGCGGCGGCUCUCUGGGUCUCAGAGACACAAUAGAGUGGUGGUUUCAGUCAAAUAGUUCAAGUCCAGAGGAUCAUAUCAUCGACAAAGACAUUUGGCCCAAUAGCCGUUGGUCCAACGUCCGUUUCACUGGAAAUUUGUCCUUGGGUGAUUUCUCCAUUCUGCUGCAAUCAGUAGAGUCACUGAAACACACUGGAAAAUACAGCUGUAGACUCCGACUCAAUGGAAUCAUCCAUAAAAACUCCGUCAACGUCACCUUCAGAAUGACCAGGAAUAUCCUUACUGGAUAUUAUCCUUAUACAGUGCAUUCCAACUCAGUGCAUCCUAAUAAAUCCAGUGUCACUCGAUCACCAAGGCAACUGGCUGUGUGCUGUAUUGGUAUCUUGCUCUUCCUGGUGGGCGGAGCAUUAGUGGGGAAGUGGGCGUGGCAUAAAAAGGCACUUCAAAGACCGGCUGUGCAAAGCAGUCAGAAUACUGAUCCUCCACUCCAGGGAAAUCUCAAUGCUGCUGAAGUCAAGGAUGCAAACCUCUAUGUGACACUUCAAAGGAUUAAACCAACUCCACAGCCUGCCCUGAGUCCUGAUAGCAUCUAUGUGUCCAUGCGCUUUAAUCGGGAUGACCCACUGCAUCCGGGGGAGUUGCCGCGCAAGAGAAGCGGUCUGCCCGAAGAAUGGAGGGCUGAGGAGACCGCUGCCUCAUCUGCUGAGGAGAUCGCUCCUGAGGUGACGGAUGCUGAGGAGAUCGCUCCUGAGGUGACCGAUGCUGAGGACAUCGCUCCUGAGGAGACGCCGGAUGCUGACGAGGUCGCUGCUUCUGGUGGUGGGGCCUCUUCACUACCCGAAACAGCUGAUGACAUUUAUGCACGAAUGUCCUGAAUUAUCCAGGACUGCUCUGGCCUCUACACUGCUGUGCUGAGAGUAGUAUGGCUAAAAUAACCAAUGAAUUUUCGUACUGUUAUGUUAAUUCUGCAUUACAAAAAUACUACUACUCGACGCCUAUAAUGAACAACUAAUCGACUACUGAAUAUCACCAGUCGUGAAUGCCCUAGUCCCACCUUGUGCACCUUGACUUGUUCUCAUCUGAACAAACAGUGAUAAGACUUCAUUUACACAUUUUCGGCAUUUCUAUCAUGUAGUAUAUAUGCAGUAAUUUGCUUUCCUCAUACCAAAUUCUGAACAUGAAUAAGUGCACACCUGUAUGGACAGGACAGAUGUAAUACGAUGGCAAAAAUGACAUAAAA
Messenger RNA from Sardina pilchardus (European sardine), 1504 nucleotides. RefSeq lists its product as uncharacterized. The record is from RefSeq and is a predicted model, not a curated record. The transcript has 8 exons. The coding region runs from base 138 to 1139 and encodes 333 amino acids. Lineage: Eukaryota; Metazoa; Chordata; Actinopteri; Clupeiformes; Clupeidae.